UCUUUUUUAAGUAUCGCAAAACAAUUUCAUGCGAAAGAGGAAAGCAACUUAAAACUCAGUUAUUCGAAAGAUUCAUUAUACAAAUAUUAUUCACUUUGUUAUGCCACAGCUAACAGAAUAGCAGACAUAUAUAAGUACAACUUCCUUGUUCGUUUUCUAUAAAAAGAGAUUGUAAAUCUUAUCGAAAUUUAUACUAUCAUUCAUGUUUUGAAAGAAGUUUCAAUAAGAAAUUAUUCAAGAGAAAGAUGAAAAAUCUUCCACAAAUGUCAAAUUAUUUGACAACAGCUUGUGUAAUAUUAAUUAGCUUAACACUUUGUUGCAGCAGAAGUGUGGAAAGAAAGGUUGAUAACGUUGGAAAGAAAGCGAUAAACUUGAUGCCAGAUACUCCAAUUGAUUGUUACCGUGAAACACUUUUUCAAGAUUACGUUAGCACAGGCAAAAAGUUGCAACAAAAAGAUAUAGAACGUAUGCGAAACUGCAGCAAAUAUUUUCCUGAAUGCAAGGGUUACCUUGGAACUUUAAGCGCCACAUAUUUCAUUAACGAAACUGUUGGUGGUUUAAUGAUAUUAUUUGAACUGCUUGAAAGUGAACGACAAGAAUGUUUAGGAUAUUACUUGGAAAUAAAGAAUGACAUUGAAUUAAAAACGGAAUAUUUUAACGUGAGCAACACGGGACACUUUCAAAAAAUCAUUUAUGUUUAUCUGGGAGUAACUUAUAACUUCAGAGUAGUAUCGAUACCGGAUGGAGAAUCUUUAACAUUGAUAACUUCUGCACCUAGUGAAUGCCAGUUGCAAGUCAUUGGACAUAUUUCCAGAAGAAUACAAGAUGAGGAUAAUUUUUUUAAGAAUUGCGAUCUACCAAGUUACUCUGCGAGAAAAGGUGUAGCAGAAAAGAUUUGCAAACAGCACCCUAUCAAUGUAGCCAAACGGUGGCAAACGACCAAACAUCGGUUGGUGCAGGAAAAGUGUAAAUUUGUUUUGUUGCCAAAUAACGUCGUACAAAGAGUACAGCCUUACUUUGGAAAGUAAACACAUCGACCGUGUUGAAACUGAGUUUAAAUCGAAAUGACACAAAUAAAGUUUUGAAACAGCGAGAUCAAUGGAAUAAAAAACAAAAGAUUAAAUUUCGCCUUAUACCUCGCACAUACAAAUUUGCAGUUAAAUAUAUAACACCAUUAGUCUUAAAUUAAAUCUUAUUUUUAUUUCAUUUUCACGAAUAAGAACUUAAUAAAGAAUUAAGAUGACGUCACUUUGUGGUUCUUGACAAUAUUUUGUUUUAAAAUUCUGUUUAAUAUAAUUUUAUUUACUAUGUAAAUAUUAAAUGGUUAUAUUUAGUUAUCAAAUUCGUAUUGCAUAUUGCUUUAAAUUCGAUGUUUUAUCAAUAUUUUGUUUUAUCUUCAAAUUUAUCAUAAGUUUAUAUAAAAUUUUUCCAACCAAAUAAGAAGGAAAACGAUUAUUCAGUUUGAAAAAAAAAUUUAUGAUACAAACUUUUCCCAAUUGCAUUGUUUACGUACAUAUGUCGCGGGUACCUAAUAAUUAUAUACAAUAAUUAUAAGCAAGGAAGCAACUUCGUCCUCAGGGCAUUUUCUUUCAACUUUGCCUUCAGAGCAAGACAAGACACUAAGGUGGAAAAUAGAGAACUUACAGCUAUAAUAUAAGACUAUUUAUGGUGUAAACCAUUGUUCCAAAAGUGUUUCUUAGUUAGAAUUGUUUCAAAAAGGUAUAACUAUAUAAUAUGACGGGUUGCAUUAAGUAAUGCAAGUAGUCUUAACUUUUCUGUUAAGAUGAGUAAGAUUAGACAGGUGAAAUAUAGGUGAAGUGCAACACAUAAAAGCCAGCAAAAUGGAUCUUUAAAACACACUAAUUAUUAUAAUCUGGAGACAAUUUUGCGUAAACUUCGUCAUUUUAUGACGUCAGCAAUGAUAAUUAUGUAUCAGAAAUUCAUUUGAGAAUUAUGUUCAAGCUUCGAUCCUUUUGUGUGAAGUUUCAAAUGUCUACCAAAGUGAUGUAUAGGUGUGUAGAAGUAUUGACGUUUAAAGGUUUUUCGAUGAGAACUGUGUCUAAACGGGUAGUUGACAUAGUUUUGUUGAAUAAGGCGAAUUUUGGUCUUGCGUGGUCCCUUUACCUGUAAAAUUGGAUAAAUGAACUUUGACAAAUCAAAUUGGGUGGACCUGUUAUAGAAGUCCAUACAUAACUACUUGUAUGGACAAACUUCAAAAUUUGCCACAUUUGUCUCACUAUAUUUUAUAAUGAAUUUUUGGUCGUCUUCGUGGCUCCCUGGAAAACGACACAACAGUCCUAGGAAUAAAUGUUUCACAUUUUCUGGCAUGUAAAAUGUAAAAUUUAAAUUGUAUAAAUUUAAUUGAACAGUGACAAACAUAUAUUUAG
Molecule: messenger RNA, 2387 nt
Organism: Hydractinia symbiolongicarpus
Lineage: Eukaryota; Metazoa; Cnidaria; Hydrozoa; Anthoathecata; Hydractiniidae
Exons: 11
Coding region: 246-1028 (260 amino acids)
Source: RefSeq, a predicted model, not a curated record